AUGUGGACCAAAAGCAUCAAAAUUUGCAGAAGUAUCACGAGGAAGAAUCUGUAGAAAAACAAGGAAAAACAAGGAAAAACAAGGAAAAAACAAGGAAAAACAAGGAAAAACAAGAAAAAACAAGGAAAAACAAGAAAAAACAAGGAAAAACAAGGAAAAACAAGGAAAAACAAGGAAAAACAAGGAAAAACAAGGAAAAACAAGGAAAAACAAGGAAAAACAAGGAAAAACAAGGAAAAACAAGGAAAAACAAGGAAAAACAAGGAAAAACAAGGAAAAACAAGGAAAAAACAAGGAAAAACAAGGAAAAACAAGGAAAAACAAGGAAAAACAAGGAAAAAACAAGGAAAAACAAGGAAAAACAAGGAAAAACAAGGAAAAAACAAGGAAAAACAAGGAAAAACAAAGAAAAACAAGGAAAAACAAGGAAAAACAAGGAAAAACAAGGAAAAACAAGGAAAAACAAGGAAAAACAAGGAAAAACAAGGAAAAACAAGGAAAAACAAGGAAAAACAAGGAAAAACAAGAAAAACAAGGAAAAACAAGGAAAAACAAGGAAAAACAAGGAAAAACAAGGAAAAACAAGGAAAAACAAGGAAAAACAAGGAAAAACAAGGAAAAACAAGGAAAAACAAGGAAAAACAAGGAAAAACAAGGAAAAAACAAGGAAAAACAAGGAAAAACAAGGAAAAACAAGGAAAAACAAGGAAAAACAAGGAAAAACAAGGAAAAACAAGGAAAAAACAAGGAAAAAUAAGGAAAAAACAAGGAAAAACAAGGAAAAACAAGGAAAAACAAGGAAAAACAAGGAAAAACAAGGAAAAACAAGGAAAAACAAGGAAAAACAAGGAAAAACAAGGAAAAACAAGGAAAAACAAGGAAAAACAAGGAAAAACAAGGAAAAACAAGGAAAAACAAGGAAAAACAAGGAAAAACAAGGAAAAACAAGGAAAAACAAGGAAAAACAAGGAAAAACAAGGAAAAACAAGGAAAAACAAUGAAAAACAAGGAAAAACAAGGAAAAACAAGGAAAAACAAGGAAAAACAAGGAAAAACAAGGAAAAACAAGGAAAAACAAGGAAAAACAAGGAAAAACAAGGAAAAACAAGGAAAAACAAGGAAAAACAAGGAAAAACAAGGAAAAACAAGGAAAAACAAGGAAAAACAAGGAAAAACAAGGAAAAACAAGGAAAAACAAGGAAAAACAAGGAAAAACAAGGAAAAACAAGGAAAAACAAGGAAAAACAAGGAAAAAAAAAAGGAAAAACAAGGAAAAACAAGGAAAAACAAGGAAAAACAAGGAAAAACAAGGAAAAACAAGGAAAAACAAGGAAAAACAAGGAAAAACAAGAAAAAACAAGGAAAAACAAGGAAAAAAAAAAAAAAAAAAAAGAACAAGGAAAAACAAAGAAAAACAAGGAAAAACAAGGAAAAACAAGGAAAAACAAGGAAAAACAAGGAAAAAAACAAGGAAAAACAAGGAAAAACAAGGAAAAACAAGGAAAAACAAGGAAAAACAAGGAAAAACAAGGAAAAACAAGGAAAAACAAGGAAAAACAAGGAAAAACAAGGAAAAACAAGGAAAAACAAGGAAAAACAAGGAAAAACAAGGAAAAACAAGGAAAAACAAGGAAAAACAAGGAAAAACAAGGAAAAACAAGGAAAAACAAGGAAAAACAAGAAAAAACAAGAAGAAGAAAAAAAAAACAACAAAAAAAAAAAACAAGGAAAAAUAUGGAAAAAAUAUGGAAAAACGUGGAAAAAAUAUGGAAAAACGUGGAAAAACUUGGAAAAACAAAAAAAUAUGGCAAAAACAUGGAAAAAAACAUGAAAAAAAUAAAAAAACAUGAAAAAAACAUAAAAAAAAAAAACAAAAAAAACAUGGAAAAUAUGAAAAAACAUGGGAAAACAAAAAAAAAAAACAUGGUAAAACAUGAAAAAAUAUGGGAAAAUAUGUCAAGACAUGGAAAAAUAAAAAACGACAUAGAAAAUUAUAUAAAUGACACCUUACAAAAGUUCAUUAAAAUACACGGCAAGCUUACGAUGUGA
Molecule: messenger RNA, 2049 nt
Organism: Psylliodes chrysocephalus
Lineage: Eukaryota; Metazoa; Arthropoda; Insecta; Coleoptera; Chrysomelidae
Source: the annotation of a GenBank genome assembly